AUGGCUGCGAUCACAACUACCCAGCAAAAGAAGUUUGCGACUGACCUAACGGACUAUGCCAAGCGUCGUCAGACUGAUGGGCCCUACGCCGACAACCUCGAUGUAGACGUGCUCAUCGUAGGCGGCGGAUUCGGCGGAGUCUUCAUGCUGAAGACUCUGCGGGAGAUGGGCCUGCGAGCCGUCAUCUACGAAGCCGGAACCUCGUUCGGAGGCACCUGGCGCUGGAAUCGCUAUCCCGGCGCACGCGUCGACUCCGAGGUUCCAGAGUAUGAGUUUUCGUGGCCCGAGGUGUUCAAGGACUGGACCUGGUCCACCAACUAUCCCAACUAUCAGGAGCUGCGGCAAUACUUUGAUCACGUUGAUAGAGUACUGGAUCUCUCCAAAGACUGCUCAUUUGAUACGGUUGUCGUUGGCGCUCAGUUCCAACCGACCGAAGGAAAAUGGCACGUAAAGACCGCCGACGGCCGCCUGGCAAAGAGCAAGUACUUUGUCGUUGCCGCCGGUUUCGCCUCAAAACGCUACAUCCCCAACUGGCCCGGCAUCGAAAAGUUUCAAGGCAUAGUCCACCACUCCUCCUUCUGGCCCGAGGAAGCCGUCAACGUCCGCGGCAAACGCUGCGCCGUCAUCGGCACAGGCGCCUCGGGCGUCCAGAUAUCCCAGGAAUGGGGCCAAGCCGUCGGCGAAGACGGCGAGCUCAAGGUCUUCCAGCGCACGCCGAACCUGGCGGUGCCGAUGGGGAAACGGCCCCUCACGGCGCAGGAGCAGAACGUCGGCAAGGUGUGGUACCCGCGCCUCUACCAGCUGCGCGAGAAGUGCUUUGGCGGCUUCGUGUACGGCAUGGUGGAGCGCAACACCUUUGACGACUCGCCCGAGGAGCGCGAGGCCUUUUAUCGAUCGCUGUGGGCGCACGGCGGGUUCCGGUUCUGGCUUGGGAAUUACAAGGAUAUGUUGUUUGAUGCCGAUGCCAACAAGGAGGCGUACGACUUUUGGGCGCGGAACGUCCGCGCCCGGAUCGGUGAUGCGAGGAAGCGGGAUAUUUUGGCGCCAAAGGUUGAAAAGAUGCCGCACUUCUUUGGCGUCAAGAGGCCUUGCUUGGAGCAGAACUACUAUGAGCAGUUCAAUAAGGCCAAUGUCGAUGUUGUCGAUAUCAGCAAGAACGAGAUUGACAGCUUCACCGAGACGGGCAUCAGGUUGAAGGAUGGGACGCAGUAUGACUUUGACGUGGUCGCCAUCGCCACUGGAUUUGACAUCACCACGGGAGGCAUGACAAACAUGGGCCUAAAGAGCGUCAACGACACCUACCUCCAAGACGAGUGGAAGGCCGCAGCCAACACCUACCUCGGCACGACCAUCAGCGGCUACCCCAACAUGUUCCACAUGUAUGGCCCCCACGGGCCGACGCUCCUGAGCAACGGGCCCUCGACGGUUGAGGUCCAGGGCCGCUGGAUCGCCGACUGCAUCCGCAAGAUUGAGCGGGAGAAUAUUCGGUACAUCAAUCCUACCGCGGACGCGACCAGGGCGUGGAAGCAGCGAAUCAACGAGCUCAGCGACGCGUCCUUGUUCCCCACGACGCGGUCGACGUACAUGGGCGGAUCGAUGCCGGGCAAGGCGUUUGAGCAGGUGAAUUUCGCGGGGGGGAUACCGCAGUAUGCAAAGGAGAUUAGGGAGAAGCUGGAUGGGUGGUCUGGGUUUGAUAUUGUCAAGGAUACGAGGGAUAAGAGUAGGAUUUAG
Messenger RNA from Colletotrichum orchidophilum, 1731 nucleotides. Its product is annotated as HK97 family phage prohead protease. The coding region runs from base 1 to 1731 and encodes 576 amino acids. Gene Ontology annotation, molecular function: flavin adenine dinucleotide binding; NADP binding; N,N-dimethylaniline monooxygenase activity. The record is from RefSeq and is a predicted model, not a curated record. NCBI's taxonomy places the organism in Eukaryota, Fungi, Ascomycota, Sordariomycetes, Glomerellales, Glomerellaceae. The transcript is spliced from 5 exons.